Athalia rosae (coleseed sawfly) is the source of this 1266-nucleotide messenger RNA. Its product is annotated as prostamide/prostaglandin F synthase-like. NCBI's taxonomy places the organism in Eukaryota, Metazoa, Arthropoda, Insecta, Hymenoptera, Athaliidae. The transcript has 4 exons. The record is from RefSeq and is a predicted model, not a curated record. Bases 343 to 915 code for a protein of 190 amino acids.
AUCGCGUUUUUAGUAUUUCCCGAUGGAUUGGAUAAGACAACUGAUCGUAUGUAAAAUGGUUGAUUAGUCACCUGUUAACUAAUCACAAUUCCAUUCAGUAUCAUACCCUGAGUAUUAUAAUAAUACCACAUUAUUGGCCUCAGGCCAGCAUAAACAGAAGUGUGGCAUUGAUGACGAUUUCCACAAGCUGAGGAAAAAUCUGACGUAGUAAAUAGGUACAUACAUUGAAGGACAUUAUCGAAUCUAAUCUAUUUUGAACCUUAUACCUACCUGGAGAUAAGCCACCAGUUUACCGCAUAGUCAUCCCAACUCUGUCACACUGUAAGAGGGCGUUUUGCAACAAUGGUAGACCUAAAGAAGAUAUCAAAAAACCAAGUUAAAAAUGUGGCGACCGGUGAGGUUGUUCCAUUGGAAAGUCUUUGGAAAGACCAAACAGUGGUAAUUGUCUUCUUCAGGCGUUGGGGUUGCCUACUCUGUAGAGUUUGGGCAAAGGAAGUAUCAGCCAUUGCUGAUAUCCUGAAGCAGCACAAUAUUAAGCUUAUCGGCGUUGGCGUAGAGGACUUUGAUGCCCAAGAAUUUGUUGAUGGCAAUUUUUUCAAAGGAGAACUUUACGUGGAUAUCAAUAAGAAGACUUAUGCUGAUAUUGGGUUCAAACGCUACAACUACUUUUCUGUAAUCAAGUCUCUGUUCAGUAGCGAGUCAAGAGCUGCAAUAAAUAAGGGGAAGGAAUUGAAAGUGGGCGGCAACUAUAAAGGAGAUGGGCUACAGAAUGGUGGUGCACUGGUUGUGAAACAAGGAGGGGAACUUUUAUACUCUUUCAAACAAGAUGGACCUGCUCAGCACGUUAAGAACUCAAAGUUUUUGGAAGUUCUGUCCAUUCCAGUCCCAGAAAAUAUUGAUGAGCAGACUGCUUGAUUUUCUUUUAUAUCGUUGAUACUCAAAAACACUUGCUUAUAAUGUACUAUAAUGAUUUCCAUCAAUAUCUCCCAUAAUGGUUUAGUAAUUUUUGAUUAACCAAUAUUAUGUAAUCUGCACAAUUAUUUUAUAAUCAAUUCUAAUAGAUGUAACAAUAAUUGGCAAAAACGAGAGAUAAUAUAUUUGCUCAACUAUGGUAUUAAAAAAUGGAGUUUCAAAAGUUAUGUGACAAAGGUUGUGAGAAUUUAAGAAAUCUAUGUGCCUGUGAGCAAUGCGAAUUUAUACACGUAUUUUAUAGAAAAACAUUGAUGAAUAUUACAAAAAACAUUAUAUUAUGAAAUAUUAUCAAAA